Triticum aestivum (bread wheat) is the source of this 2573-nucleotide messenger RNA. RefSeq lists its product as uncharacterized. The transcript has 4 exons. Bases 108 to 2462 code for a protein of 784 amino acids. The record is from RefSeq and is a predicted model, not a curated record. Gene Ontology annotation, molecular function: histone H3K4 demethylase activity; histone H3K36 demethylase activity. NCBI's taxonomy places the organism in Eukaryota, Viridiplantae, Streptophyta, Magnoliopsida, Poales, Poaceae. Gene Ontology annotation, cellular component: nucleolus.
GUCCGCCACCGAAGAGGCAACACGGGCACGAACCCUUCACGUUUCCACAAUCCCGUCGCCGCACAGCCUCCUCCGACGCCGCCACGAGCCGUCGCGAGACGGCCGGAAUGGAAAAUCCCGGCGGGGCGAGGAAGAAGAAGAGGAGGAAGGGAAGCGGCGGCGAGGCGGCCGCCUCCUUCGACCGCGACGUCUUCCCCAUCCUCCUCGCGGCCGUCGCGCCAACCACCCGGCCGAACCAGCGCGCCUCCUCCUCCUCCGCCGCCGCCGCCGCCGCGCGCCUCCUGCGCCGCCUUCUCUCCCGCUCGCCGCCGGCGCCACCGCUCUCCCCUCUCCCGAGAUCCCUCGUCGCGCUUCUGCCGCUCCUCCUCACCUCCAGCUCGCAUUCUGUGGCCGCGCUGAGCUGCGAGGUGAUGGGCGCGGCGGCGCUGCAGUCCAUGGAGGCCGGCGAGACGCUGGUAUCCGACGGCGGGAUCGCCAGUGGCUUGGCGCGGGCGUUGGGGACUAGCAGCCAGCGUGUGUCCGAGGCUGCCUGCAAUGCUGUGAUGGAUCUCUCGGCGUCUCCGGUUGGCAGGGAACGUCUCUCGGGCUCCCCUGUUCUGCCCAGGCUAUUGUACCUAUUUUCUCAGGUGGAAUCUAUUUCUGCGGUUGUCGGUAGCAGGAGCACCGAGUGCCAAGCAAGGAUGUCAGAGCCAGAUAAAUGUUUGAACUUGAUCAUUGACACAGUGGUGCUCAUGGUGAACUCCUGUAAAGUCGACAAGUUGCACAAUCUGCAGCAAGAGCUAGUUAGAAAAGUUAUGCAUUUGUUGUAUGAAUUAUGGAGCCAAGUUAUACUCUUACGAUCAUCAGCUGACUGCAGCAACUGGAAGGAUCAACUCCAAAGCAGACCAGAUGAGAUAUCUGAAGCUAUUUUUAGGCUUUCGAUGGAUCUUUCUUAUCCAGCCCACCUGGAAUCUGAUGAGGUCAGAGAAAGCUUUUUUGGACAAACGGAAUCUGACUUCGAAAAGUUUGCCCUGAUGUACUGGGAAAACUCUCCUUAUUUAUACAGGAAGAAACAAAGUGAUCUGGAGGGGGAUGCCGUGUUCACUACAUUGCAUAAUGCUUUUGAUCUUAGAACACCUGAUUCCAUCAUUGAGUCACUCAUACAGGGGCUUGUUUCCUGCCCUGCUAUUGCUUCGGAUGAACUCAACAUAAAUUCAUUUCUCCAUGAGGCUCAUGAUUCCUUGGGUGCUCCUGUGAAGUAUAGGCAAGAUGUAAGAGUCGUGAGAACACGAGAUCAGUGCUCAACAGGAUCUUGGAUGGAGGAGCAUUUCUUCGAUGAUGGAAUGGUCUUCCCGGAUGCAACUGCAUUUGUUGAAAAAUGUAAGGGCGCAAUCAGGAAUGGUUUCUCAAUUGCCUUGCGUGGCAUGGAGUUCCGAUCCGAAAAGAUUGCUGCUAUAGCCUCUGCUCUAGCUGAUCUAUUUGGUCAGCCUUCUGUAGGGGCCAACAUAUACUUCUCACCCCCAAGAUCUCAAGGCCUGGCUCGGCAUUAUGACGACCACUGUGUGCUUGUUUGGCAACUACUUGGGUGCAAGAAGUGGAAGAUCUGGCCCAAUACAAAGUCAAUUUUGCCUAGACUAUAUGAACCCUUUCACUCUUUAGAUGGCUUGGUGGAUGAUAGUGGCGGAAGGGUGGAAGUUCUACAUGAAGGAGACAUAAUGUAUGUUCCUAGAGGCCAUGUGCAUGAGGCUCACACUGACGUAGACGAAGGUGAAUCUGAAGCCAAUGCAUCUGCCAAUUACUCGCUACAUUUGACCCUUGCCAUCGAGGUCGAGCCACCCUUUGAGUGGGAAGGAUUCAUACACAUUGCUCUUCACUGCUGGUUGGAGGAGCAGAAACUUGUGGGGAGCUCUGGAUCCGUCGAGUCCAGGAUGGAAGAACAAGCUCCAUUGUUUGCUCUCCUGCUGCAUGUGGCCAUCAGGCUGCUCUCGGAUGACGAUCCUACUCUCAGGAAGGCGUGCAUGGUGGCGGCAAAGUUCCCGUCAUCCAGUAACUCCCUUCCAAUGUCCCAUCUGAACUCUCUCAGAAGCAGCCAGAGAUCAACCUUCUCCGAGAUACUCGACAAGAUCGACAAAAGCUGCAGCUUCGAGGAUGCGCUGAGGUCGAUCGAGCUCGCGGUCAAGGCGAGGAACGAUGAGCCCUUCCAGUGGAUGUCCUGGCUCAGACAUCUCCCGCAGCAGCAGCACGGUCUCGGGAGGAUCGACUUCUGCGACGUCCUGGGACCCCUGGAAGAACUUGUCGACAUGUUCAGCUCCGACAGCGAGGGAGCCUCGGCUGAUUUCGCCGAGUUCAGGUCGAGGUUCUGUAGGCGCGCCGUGUACGACGGUGCUCGCAGGGAGUUCGAGUCGCUGCUCAGCAUGUACAGGACGGCUCGGUCGCGGUACGCCAAGGGCAUGCUGGCGCUGCACGGGAAGCAUGGAGGCUAGUCUAAUUUCCGGAUCAGUUCUUGUACACACCGCGGGCGGUGGCCUUGACGUUUUGCAGCAUCGGUCGUUUGUUUGUUCGGUCUUGCAACGAACCCGGUUCCACUUUUGACA